Messenger RNA from Paramecium pentaurelia, 1082 nucleotides. NCBI's taxonomy places the organism in Eukaryota, Ciliophora, Oligohymenophorea, Peniculida, Parameciidae. The record is from the annotation of a GenBank genome assembly.
AUGUUUAUUUUAGCAUUAUUUUGUUUUGUUUCUUCACAAAUUAUUAUUGGAUAGUUACCAUCCAAUAUAAAUGAACAAUUGACAAUAAAAGUAGAUGCAAAAUCAAUUCGAAUUAGUUAUUGUUUGUCAUCAGAUUAAUAUAAAAAUGGACUUAAGAAAAGUGAAUUCAAUUAUCCUAAUCCUAAAACAUUCACUUAAUUAAAUCAUAAAUUAUUGCUUUAAUAUAUCACAAGUGAAAUUUUAAAUGAGAUGGAGCACAAAUCAGCUCUGUUUUAUCAUGAAAAUUGGAGAUGCAAAUAAUACACUAUUUAUGAUUAUUUUCUUGAAUAAUUCGAAAUUUCAAUUAAUAAUGCUAAGAAUAGAAUUCUCACAAUACUCAAAUAAGAGAAAUAAGAUUCAAGUGAAUUUAAAUGUAUUUAUACUAAUUUAUUAUAGAAAGUUAAGAUUGGACUUAUUAAUUACAACUUAAUUCAAAUAAUCAAUAAUAGUAGAUAUAAAUUAAUUAUAAAAAUUAAUCUAAUGGACCUAAAUAUCAUUAUUAAAGAAAAUUAAUUGGAGCUGGAUUACAUUAAUUUAUUGAAACUAAAAUUACUUUUGAUAAAUAGCCUAGUUAAAAUGUGGUUAUUGUAGAUGAAUUAGAUACUUUUACUUAUGUAGACAAAGAUGAAUUAGAUAAGUUACCUUAUGAGGCUAAAUUAAUGACAAUUGUAGAUAUAGAAAGACCUAAUGAGCUUUCCACAUAGCACAUAAUUUUAAGUAAACAUAAAGGGACAUAAGAAAUUACAUAUAUUAUGCCAUAUCAUUUUCGAUAUCAUUUGGCUUCAGAUACACAUUAUAAAACAUCAUAUGUUCCAAACAUUCCUAGAGUUUAUUUGGAAUCUUAAUAAGGUGAUUCUCUAAUUAAGUCAUUUUUCAAUGGUAACUAUUAAUAAGCCUAAAUAUCAACAUACGAAUAACAUCUAACAUAUUAAAUUCCAGUUGGAUACUUGCCUUAUAAAAAUGUAGUGGUUAUGAUAACAAUUGGUAUCACUCUUGGAUUGGCAUUGCAUAUAUCUAAUUUAAUAAGAAGAGAAAAAUAGUGA